Polistes dominula (European paper wasp) is the source of this 1055-nucleotide messenger RNA. Its product is annotated as astakine. The record is from RefSeq and is a predicted model, not a curated record. NCBI's taxonomy places the organism in Eukaryota, Metazoa, Arthropoda, Insecta, Hymenoptera, Vespidae.
AUUUGUCGAAGGAAGGAAGCGGAGGAAGAAGAGCCACCACUAUAAAAACAAGACUCUCAUCAUCGUUGCUCGAUCACAUGCCGACCAGUAUUCAGCCGAGCUUGGACGACGUGUUAACAGAUAACCAUAUAACAUAAUGUCAUCUACAAUUUCAACGAGUUUUACUCUUCUUCUUUUAUUGGGACUAGUCUCAUUUCUUUUUGCUGCAAGCAUCAAACAAGAAGAACCAGCUAAUGUUCAAUGUCAUAACAAUAAGGAAUGUCCCAGUGACCAUUGCUGUGUCCUAGGCGGAGGAAGAUACACUAUACCUCAAUGUAGUCCUUUGUUAGAGGAAGCUGCAACUUGUCGACCUAAUAACGAAUUGCUCAACAUGACUUUACAUUAUCCGAAUGAUACCCAGUUGAAAAUAAGUGAUGUAUAUCAUAUAUUGUGUCCUUGCAAUGAAGGAUUAAUAUGCGACCGUAAAGAAGGCGUUUGCAUAAACAAUAAUUAAAAGUAUAGGUUUCUAAAAUGAAAAUGAAAUAAUUUAUAGGACAUCUAAGAAUAAUACUAUGUUUUAUCGUUAAAAUAAUUAUUCUUAUUAUUUUUUUUUUUUGCUUUAGUGAUGUCUCUUUCUUUUCUAUUUGUAUAUACACGAUUAUUCAGUCUUUAAUAAGUUUUGGAAAAAAAAGAGAUAUGAAUAAGGUAACGUUUUUAAUAUUUGAAGAGAUUAAAAACGUUACCUUAUUUUAUUAUGAUAAAAUAAAGACCAAAGGAUUUGUUUUAAGAAAUUACUAGGAUUAAGUCUAAUUGUAUUAUAUAAAAAUUGAAAAUUGAAUAAUAUUGUGUCCAAUAUAUAAAAAAACAUCCCUAGGAAAUUGAUACAAUAAAAUCAGAUACUUUAUAUAUGUAGGAAUAUUACACAAAACAUUAGAAGUUACCGACAUUCCUAAAAAUAACAUCCUUACCAUUGGUAGGUUAAUUUUUUUCUAUCGAUAAUCUAAUUAAACUAGGACCCUAUUAUAAAUAGUCUGUAUAAAUAGUCAUUCCUAAGACUAUAUAAUAACAUAGAACAU